Messenger RNA from Heterobilharzia americana, 927 nucleotides. The record is from the annotation of a GenBank genome assembly. Lineage: Eukaryota; Metazoa; Platyhelminthes; Trematoda; Strigeidida; Schistosomatidae.
AUGGGCGUGUAUGCACCUAUGCCUACUACUACUACUACUACUACUACUACUACUACUACUACUACUACUACUACUACUACUACUACUACUACUACUACUACUACUACUACUACUACUACUACUACUACUACUACUACUACUACUACUACUACUACUACUACUACUACUACUACUACUACUACUACUACUACUACUACUACUACUACUACUACUACUACUACUACUACUACUACUACUACUACUACUACUACUACUACUACUACUACUACUACUACUACUACUACUACUACUACUACUACUACUACUACUACUACUACUACUACUACUACUACUACUACUACUACUACUACUACUACUACUACUACUACUACUACUACUACUACUACUACUACUACUACUACUACUACUACUACUACUACUACUACUACUACUACUACUACUACUACUACUACUACUACUACUACUACUACUACUACUACUACUACUACUACUACUACUACUACUACUACUACUACUACUACUACUACUACUACUACUACUACUACUACUACUACUACUACUACUACUACUACUACUACUACUACUACUACUACUACUACUACUACUACUACUACUACUACUACUACUACUACUACUACUACUACUACUACUACUACUACUACUACUACUACUACUACUACUACUACUACUACUACUACUACUACUACUACUACUACUACUACUACUACUACUACUACUACUACUUGUUUCCUAUUGUGUUUAUGCACCUCAGGCAUACACAUCCUUGAUCCCAUACAAGGUUUAGACCGGAAACCCACAACUAUAGUGAUUAACUCCUUGUCUUUGAGCUGGAUAACAACAACGCAGCAGUUGAUAUUUCUCAACUCGACAAGAAAUACUCAUUAUUUAACUACAGAAGAGUUUUAA